Molecule: messenger RNA, 1677 nt
Organism: Astrephomene gubernaculifera
Lineage: Eukaryota; Viridiplantae; Chlorophyta; Chlorophyceae; Chlamydomonadales; Astrephomenaceae
Source: the annotation of a GenBank genome assembly
CCCUGCAAUAAAGCGGGCCAAUCCUGCUUUAUACAAACUUCUUACGCUUUCUCUUCGCGGGCCUGAGUGCCCUUUUGAGCAAAACCAGCAAACAUGGCUGCCCCAGCUCCUGGUGAACAGCGUACCGGUUUCGAUGACCGCGCCUUCGACACGAAGAUGCAGGCCUUCCUGGGCAACAACCAGGACCAGUUCUACACCGACUGGGAGGAGAGCUUUGAGAGCUUCGACCAGAUGAACCUGCACGAGAACCUGCUGCGCGGCAUCUACGCCUACGGUUUUGAGAAGCCCUCGGCGAUUCAGUCGAAGGGUAUCGUGCCCUUCACCAAGGGUCUGGAUGUCAUCCAGCAGGCUCAGUCCGGCACGGGCAAGACGGCCACCUUCUGCGCCGGUAUCCUGAACAACCUGGACUACAACAUGGUUGAGUGCCAGGCCCUGGUGCUGGCCCCCACCCGUGAGCUGGCGCAGCAGAUCGAGAAGGUCAUGCGCGCCCUGGGCGACUUCCUGCAGGUCAAGUGCCACGCCUGCGUGGGUGGCACCAGCGUGCGCGAGGAUGCCCGCAUCCUGGGCGCUGGCGUGCAGGUCGUGGUCGGCACCCCCGGCCGCGUCUUCGACAUGCUGCGCCGCCGCUACCUGCGCGCGGACAACAUCAAGAUGUUCGUCCUGGACGAGGCCGAUGAGAUGCUGUCCCGCGGUUUCAAGGACCAGAUCUACGACAUCUUCCAGCUGCUGCCGCCCAAGCUGCAGGUUGGUGUGUUCUCGGCCACCCUGCCCCCUGAGGCCCUGGAGAUCACCCGCAAGUUCAUGAACAAGCCGGUGCGCAUUCUGGUCAAGCGCGAUGAGCUGACCCUGGAGGGUAUCAAGCAGUUCUACGUGAACGUGGACAAGGAGGAGUGGAAGCUGGACACCCUGUGCGACCUGUACGAGACCCUGGCCAUCACCCAGUCGGUCAUCUUCGCCAACACUCGCCGCAAGGUGGACUGGCUGACGGACAAGAUGCGCGAGCGCGACCACACCGUGUCCGCCACCCACGGUGACAUGGACCAGAACACUCGCGAUGUGAUUAUGCGCGAGUUCCGUUCCGGCUCGUCGCGUGUGCUGAUCACCACGGAUCUGCUGGCCCGCGGCAUCGACGUGCAGCAGGUCUCCCUGGUCAUCAACUACGACCUGCCGACCCAGCCCGAGAACUACCUGCACCGCAUCGGUCGCUCGGGCCGCUUCGGACGCAAGGGUGUGGCCAUCAACUUCGUCACCAAGGACGACGAGCGCAUGCUCCAGGACAUCCAGCGGUUCUACAACACCGUGAUUGAGGAGCUGCCCUCCAACGUUGCCGACCUCAUCUAAGCGCUUCAUGCGCUUGCUUGGGACCAUGGGCCCAAGUCAUAGCCUGCAGGAUGCGUCGGCGCGCCGUUUGCGCGCUGCCCCGCUGCUGUUGUGCUGUAUGUGCUUCAUUUGCUUCAAUGCCGCAGUGUUGCGCGCCUUUGCUGGAGGAAGUGUGCAUGUUCCUGUAGCUAGAGAGGCGGCGUGCGGUUGCGGCUUUUGAGGUAUUUGUCGAGCCCAAUUGAGGCAUGGGUCAUAAUGACUGCUGCGCCUCCACGCUGCUGAUUCUACGUUAUCCUGCUGGCUCUACCGCUACCCACUGACUGCUGCGUUCUUGUAAGGGCCAUUGUCCUCUCUUGU